AUGGCGGCGGGUCCCGGGGGAGCCGGCUCUCCCCCAAUGCAGACGCAUGCCAAUCACCGUCUCUCAUGUGAUAGCUGCUGCCCGUGACGUGCCAAGCCCAUAUGGCCUGGCAUAGAGGCUGGUACCCCGCCUGGUAGAGAUGCCACACUCGCUCCACGGUUCGCAUGGCGCUCUGAAGACGCCGGCGCCCGCCGCCUUGAGGAGCCGCUGCCCCCGCUCCCAGAAGAUGGGGGAACAAUGAAAUAAGCGAGAAGAUUCCUCUUCUCCCCCCUCUCUCUCUUGCCCCCCUCCCCCCCUUCCCCUCCCCUCUCCCCUUGACUCCUCUCCGAGGCACCAUGCUGACCCGCCUAUUCAGCGAGCCCGGUCUCCUCUCGGACGUGCCCAAGUUCGCCAGCUGGGGCGACGGCGACGACGAAGAGCCGAGGAGCGACAAGGGCGACGUGCCGCCGCCGCCUCCGCCUCCGCCGGGGCCCGGGGCUCCUGGGCCCGCCCGGGCCGCCAAGCCAGUCGCUCUCCGUGCAGACGAGGUGCAGGAGGCCGCGCUGGCCGAGGUCAAGGAGGAAGGCGAGCUGGGGGGCGAGGAAGAGGAGGAGGAGGAGGAGGAGGAAGGGCUGGACGAGGCAGAAGGCGAAAGGCCCAAGAAGCGCGGGCCCAAGAAGCGCAAAAUGACCAAGGCGCGCCUGGAGCGCUCCAAGCUGCGGCGGCAGAAGGCGAACGCGCGGGAGCGCAACCGCAUGCACGACCUGAACGCUGCGCUGGACAACCUGCGGAAGGUGGUGCCCUGCUACUCCAAGACACAGAAGCUGUCCAAGAUCGAGACGCUGCGCUUAGCCAAGAACUAUAUCUGGGCGCUCUCAGAGAUCCUGCGCUCGGGCAAACGGCCCGACCUGGUGUCCUACGUGCAGACGCUGUGUAAGGGUCUGUCGCAGCCCACCACCAAUCUGGUGGCCGGCUGUCUGCAGCUCAACUCGCGCAACUUCCUCACGGAGCAAGGCGCCGACGGCACGGGUCGCUUCCACGGUUCGGGCGGCCCGUUCGCCAUGCACCCCUACCCGUACCCGUGCUCGCGCCUGGCGGGAGCACAGUGCCAGGCGGCGGGCGGCCUGGGCGGCGGCGCGGCGCACGCCCUGCGGACCCACGGCUACUGCGCCGCCUACGAGACGCUGUAUGCGGCGGCGGGCGGCGGCGGCGCGAGCCCGGACUACAACAGCUCCGAGUAUGAGGGCCCGCUCAGCCCCCCGCUCUGUCUCAAUGGCAACUUCUCGCUCAAGCAGGACUCGUCGCCCGACCACGAGAAGAGCUACCAUUACUCUAUGCACUACUCGGCGCUACCCGGCUCGCGGCCCACGGGCCAUGGGCUGGUCUUCGGCUCGUCGGCUGUGCGCGGGGGCGUCCACUCGGAGAAUCUCUUGUCUUACGAUAUGCACCUUCACCACGACCGGGGCCCCAUGUACGAGGAGCUAAAUGCGUUUUUCCAUAAUUGAGACCUCGCGCCUGCCCCUUUCUUUUUCUUUUGCCUUUGCCCGCACCCCUGCCUCCAGCCCCCACAGCGCAAGGGCACCCCCACCGACCCCGGUGAGAGGGCGCGGGGAGCGGGCCGCCAGUGCUGCCGCUCUCCUGGGCAGCGCUCUUACCUGCGGGUGGCCCGUCCCAGGGGCCUCGCUUUCCCCAGGGGACUCGCCUUUUCUCUCCCCACGGGGUUCCCUUCUCCUCUUUCCCAGGGAGUAGUUCUCCAGGGACCCCUUUUGGGGCACUCCCUGGAGACCCCCCCAUUCCUAAUCCCUACACUUAGGUUUCCUCUUCCCCUUGCCCACUGCAGGCCCAAAGGCGUUCGUGAGGGGACAGCUGAGCUGUGGGAUACUGUUUUCUCAUUAUUAUUAUUUAUUAUUAUUAUU
This is a messenger RNA of Manis pentadactyla (Chinese pangolin), 1895 nucleotides long. RefSeq names its product neuronal differentiation 2 (gene NEUROD2). Bases 336 to 1484 code for a protein of 382 amino acids. The record is from RefSeq and is a predicted model, not a curated record. Lineage: Eukaryota; Metazoa; Chordata; Mammalia; Pholidota; Manidae. The transcript has 2 exons. Gene Ontology annotation, biological process: regulation of DNA-templated transcription; nervous system development. Gene Ontology annotation, molecular function: protein dimerization activity.